CCACAUUAUUAUUCACAUGUCCUAGGACUGAUGGUAUUAGUUAUAAGGCUUCCCUUAAAAACUGAUAUCUUCAAAUCAUUCGGUGGCAGAAGGCAUCGUUUCAGAAGUCAGGAUGCAGUACACACCUUUCGCCUCAGAUAUAGAACUCCCAUUCUAUACUUCUCUGGCUUCUCUGAAGAUCAACCAUGAUAAGCUAGAUGAUUCUGCCCGCAAAAUAUUAGGACUCUAUGAGAUUCGAGUCACGGAUAGUGCGAACGCCUCAUGUCGAAUGCAGAUUCACGGUGAUGCCUUGACAAGUGAUGCGGUCUCAUCAGGUUAUUACCGAGCUGAAGGCACGAUCAAGAAUGUGAACACAAUUGAAGAGUACCGCAACGCAGACAGGGGGGCGAUACUUCAACAAGCAGGAAUGACAAUAUGGAAUGCGAUUAUUGACGGAACUAUUUAUGCAUGUCCGUCAUUACUUGCGCACUUUGCUGUACUCUCUUUCGCGGAUCUCAAGAAGUACAGAUUCAGCUAUUGGUUUGCAUUUCCUGCGAUACACUCAGAUCCAGUUUGGGUCACAGCCAACCCGGAUGGAGAGGAGAGUUUAUCAAAUCUGAGAACCCUAUCCCGGCAUGAAAGUGCGGCACUCAGCCAUGCUGUUCAUGUGUGGAGCUCUAGCAUAGAUAGUUACCAGAGAGGAUUUUUCCUCGCACGGAAGAACAGAUAUGCCAUCACAAACGAACCCGGAGUGGAUUCUCCCGAACCACGUAUAGUGCAGGGAAACAGCACGUUCGACUCACAUACCAAAUCUGACUUCUCUUGGGAAAUAGCUCCACUUGAAGCCUAUGAGUCGGGGUUUUUUGAUGGACGGAAAUUUGAAGAUUGCUAUACGUGCUUUGCAGAUCCGUCAAAUUAUACAAAUGCUCCGGGCUGGGUGCUUAGGAAUCUACUUGCACUGGUGAAACACCGCUGGCACCUCGAGAAGGUUCAGAUUUUGCGAUAUCGAUGCUCACAAUUAUCUCCUGCAGAGGACUGCAGUAGUGUAUUAAUACUGGAGUCCAAGAUUUCGACUCCAUCUCACAUAGAGUCCUCUCCUCGAACCAUGCCUAAGGUGACAGGCUGGGAACGAAACCUCGCGGGCAAGCUCACUGGAAGGACAGUGGAUCUCACAGAGUAUAUGGACCCCAAAAGAUUAGCUGACCAGUCAGUUGAUUUGAACCUCAAGCUUAUGAAAUGGCGAAUUAGUCCACACUUGGAUCUUGAUAAGGUCAAGCAGACAAAAUGUCUUCUGCUUGGGGCGGGAACUUUGGGAAGCUACGUUGCUCGAAAUCUACUGGGAUGGGGUGUUAGAAAGGUUACAUUUGUGGACAACGGAUCAGUAUCUUUUUCAAACCCUGUGAGACAACCCCUUUUUAGAUUCUCCGAUUGUUUGCAGGGUGGCGCCAAAAAGGCCCUUCAGGCGUCUAGAGCAUUGCUGGAGAUUUACCCAGGAGUCGACACUGCAGGACAUGUUCUUUCUGUGCCAAUGGUUGGCCAUCCUAUGUCAAACACCGACCACACUCGGAGGGAAUUCGAACUUCUUAAGAACCUCAUCGAGGAGCAUGAUGCUAUAUUUCUACUCAUGGACACUCGUGAAGCACGAUGGUUGCCCACUGUUAUUGGAAAAGCAGCAGGGAAGAUUGUGAUGAACGCCGCACUCGGUUUUGAUACAUUCGUUGUCAUGCGUCAUGGCGUCAAAAACGCCUCGGAUCCAGGUUCGGAACUUGGCUGUUAUUUCUGCAAUGACGUUGUUGCACCAGCAAAUUCUGUCAAGGACCAGACCCUCGAUCAGCAAUGCACAGUUACUCGGCCUGGGGUAGCCGCAAUUGCGUCAGCGCUUCUAGUUGAGCUCUUCGUAUCGAUUUUACAGCAUCCUAUGGGCGCUGCAGCACCGGCCUCUGCCCCAGGAAGUGAGGAUGGAGAAAACCAUCCGCUAGGCAUUCUUCCCCAUCAGAUAAGGGGCUUCCUGUCAACCUUCGAAAAUAAAUCGGUCCUGGGUAAAAAUUAUGACUGCUGCAGUGCAUGCUCAGAUAAAGUGAUCGAUGCAUAUAAGCAAGGCGGUUGGGCAUUCGUAGAACGAGCCUUAGCCGAAGAUGGAUAUGUGGAAACUCUGAGUGGUCUUAAAGAGGUUCAGCUAAGAGCAGAAGCAGCUGCAGAUAUUGAAUGGGAUGAAGGAUCAGAGGAGGACACUGAAGAGAUAGAAUUGGUGUGAUUCAUGUGGAAUUACCUAAGUUUGAAGUUUAAUUGAAUGUUAGAUACUUGUCAUGUUCAGAAAAUUUCAAGACAUCCUUUUACAAAGACUCUUUCUUGCGAUUAAGACCAAUGAAAU
Molecule: messenger RNA, 2350 nt
Organism: Penicilliopsis zonata CBS 506.65
Lineage: Eukaryota; Fungi; Ascomycota; Eurotiomycetes; Eurotiales; Aspergillaceae
Exons: 8
Coding region: 113-2233 (706 amino acids)
Biological process (GO): C-terminal protein lipidation; piecemeal microautophagy of the nucleus; autophagosome assembly
Cellular component (GO): cytoplasm; phagophore assembly site
Molecular function (GO): Atg8 activating enzyme activity; Atg12 activating enzyme activity
Source: RefSeq, a predicted model, not a curated record